This is a messenger RNA of Adineta steineri, 6495 nucleotides long. NCBI's taxonomy places the organism in Eukaryota, Metazoa, Rotifera, Eurotatoria, Adinetida, Adinetidae. The record is from the annotation of a GenBank genome assembly.
AUGGCUCACAUACACAACAGUUCGAGCUCUUCAACUAGACGAUCAUUACGCUUAUUAACAGCCGAACGUAAAUCAACAGCAACGACUACAAACGAGUCUAACGUUGACGAAGAAGAAGAACCGCAACCUACAUUACGUCAAGCAAAAUUUAAAGCACUUGAAGCGAUAUCAAUUAGUAAUACAAAACGUCGUAGUGAACCUGAAUUAGAUAUAAACGAAGAUCAACAAGAAACAAGAGAAGAAGGUGAACCUGAAGAAAAUCCGACAAAUUCUAAUAGUCGAAAACGAACACAUUCAAAACAAGCAUCAUCAUCAUCAUCUCAUCAUAGUAUUCGUCAUGUAUCAAAUAGUGUAAGACGUCAAAAACGAAGUAAAAAAUCUACAACAAGAAGUGAAAAAUUUUCAUCAUCGAAUAAAAUAUUGAAACGUCAACGACAAUCAUCAUCAGACGAAGACGACAAUCGUUUAUCAAUACAUUCAAAACCAAAGAGAAAUUCCGCACCUAUUAUAACUAAUCGUACACGUUCGAAAUCAAAUUUAAGAAAACGAACUGAUUCAAAUAGUGAUUUAGAACAACAAACUGAAGGUGUAGACACGGGGAAUCUUUGUGUCAGACGAGGACCAGGCGGAAGAGAAUUGAAUAGUGUUGUUAGUGAUCCAUCAACAACUAGUAAUCGACGAUCGCGUACAAGUGCACAUCAUCGUCGAUAUUCAAACAAAGCUCCUAUUGAUUAUUUGACGACGGGUCAAUCGUCUUCCAGCCGUUCGUCGGUGCCUGCCACCAACACCGGCGGUAUUGACGGACGACCGUGUGAUUCAAAUACUAGUGUAGCAUCAUCAACACAUCCGUUACAUUUAUUCAAUUCACCUGCAUACUAUCAUCAAACAGGAUCUCCUCCGCCGUCAUCAUCUGCUCAAUCAUAUUCAGGUGUUGUUCCUACAGUAUCCCAUAGUUCUCCACUUGUUGCAAGUGCAGCAUCAGCAAAUACACAUCGAAAUAUUAAACAAUCAUUACCAAUGUCAACUGAAAGUGAUACAGAUCCAGAUAAUAAUGGAGGUACUAUGAGUCCAUCACCACGUGAUGUUUUAUCUGAUCCAGCUUUUGCACGUGCUGCUGCAGCCGCAGCUGCUGCUGGUGGACCUACAGGUGCAGCACUUUUUCAUACAUUAUCAGGUCGUGUUCAACAUUUAAUGAGUCGAGUUGGUGGUGGAAGUUCAUUAAAUGCUAUUAAUGGACGUUUACAACAGUAUAUGCAAGGAAUACAAUCUCCAGAUCCUGAUGUUCGAUUAACAACACUUAAUGAAUUAUGUUCUCUUCUUGUAAUGAGCAAUGAAGAAACAUUACCCGGUUUUCAAUUUCGUGUUCUUUAUCCACCAUUACGUGAUUGUUUAGCAGAUGAAAAUGAAGCUAAUGCUGAAAUAGCUUUAACAGCCUGUCGAGCUUUAACUUAUCUUAUGGAAGCAUUACCACGUUCAGCAGCACAGAUUGUUGAAGCAACACCGAUAUUUUUAAGCAAAUUACGAAGUAUAACAUCAAUUGAUAUUGCUGAACAAGCAUUAACAGCCUUAGAAAUGAUUUCCAAACGAAAUGGAAAACAAAUUCUUAUUGCUGAUGGUAUUGGUGCUUGUCUUGAAUAUAUUGAAUUUUUCUCUAUAACAUCUCAAAAUAAAUCUCUUGCAAUUGUUGCUAAUUGUUGUAUACAUAUAUUAACACGUAAUGAUUUUAAUUCGAUACGUGGACAUUUAGAAAAUCUUUCUAAUCGUUUACGUUCUGAUGAUAAAAAAACUAUUGAACAUGUUUGUUCAAUAUUUUCACGUUUAGUUGAAAAUUUUCAUCGUGAUUCAUCUAUAUUACGUGAAAUAGCAUCAACACAAUUACUUAAAACAAUGCAGACAAUGCUUGUUGUACAACCAACAUUAUUAAAUAGUAUAACAUUUGUUAGUAUUAUUCAUAUGUUAUAUAUUUUUUCGGCAUAUUGUCCAAUACUCGCUGUUACAUUACUUAAAAUGAAUAUAGCUGAAACAAUAAUAUGUCUUUUAACUGGUACAUCUGAAGGUAGAUCAUCAACAAAAACAAUUCCAAUAACAUAUAAAUCAGCAGCAUUAGCAACAAAUGAAACAACAUCAUUAAAUAUCUCAUCAAUACAACAAACAAAUAAUAUUGAACUUAUAUCACGUACACCACAAGAAUUAUAUGAAAUUGUUUCAUUAAUUGGAGAAAUGAUGCCACGAUUACCAAAUGAUGAACCGUUAUUUCAAGUUGAUCAAUUAUUUCGUCGUAGUGCACUAUCCAAUAGAGCUUAUGAUGCUAGUUCAAAUGGUUAUAUUCUAUGGCAUUGGCAAGAUGAUCAAGGUCAAUUACGUUCAUAUUCAUUACAAGAUUCUCGUACAAUUGAACAUGCUUGGCAACAACAUGAAGAAGAAGUUCAAUUAAUGAUAUCUGGUCGUCAUUAUCUCAUUGAUCUACAACAAUUACAACAAAUCAAUGAAGAAACAAAUCAAGCUCGAUUUAUUAAACGUAUUAUAACAUCUGAUACGACUGAAUCACCAACCGAUCCAAAUGAUGAAUCAACAAAUACAAAUCGUCAAUCAACAACAACAGCAACUACAAAUUCAUCUUCCGAUGCACGAACUGAAAUGAUGAAAGAUAAUAUGGAAUUAUAUAGUUCAUUUAUUCAAUCACUUUUUAGUGUUCUAUAUGAAGUUUAUAAUUCUUCAGCUGGUCCAGCUGUUAAACAUCGAUGUUUACAAGCAUUACUUCGUAUGAUUUAUUAUUCACCAUCGGAUUUACUUGAAAUUAUUUUAAAACAACAAUCAAUAUCGUCUCAUAUAGCUUCAAUGCUUGCAUCAUCUGAUUAUAGAAUUGUUGUUAGUGCUUUACAAAUGGGAGAAAUUCUUAUGAAAAAAUUAUCACAAAUAUUUUCAACAUAUUUUUAUCGUGAAGGUGUUGUUCAUCAAAUAGAAAUUUUAAUUGGUUUUGGCGUUGUUUCAUCAUCAAAUUUAACAUUAGCACGUAGUAGUAAUACAAGUGGAAGUCGUAGUCAACUUGAUCUUGCACAUUUAAAUGAAAAUUCAUCAUCACAAAUUGAAUCAUUAGAUGAACCUUUACCAAAAACAACAACAACAACAACAACAACAGCAACGAAUCCACGACGAUAUUAUACAACAUCAGAAUCUUAUCCAUCAACAACAAGAAUUGAAACACGUUCACAACGUGCUCGUCUUCCAAAAACAUCUACACGUUCAAUGUUUGAAGAAUUUUCAUCACGAUCUAUAGCUGGACGAAGUACCGGUGCUUCAUUUUCAACAGGUUCACUUGAUAUUAAUCUUGGUCGUGGUCGUUCAACACGUGGCGCUAGUAAUAAUAUCGUUCCACCAGUUCUCUUUCGACCAACAUCAACAUUUGAUCCAUCAACAUAUUAUUCACGACCACCAGUUUAUGUUCCAUCACCCUAUGCAUAUACAUCAAGUGCACCAACAGCUGCAUCUUUAAUUAAUCCUGUUACACCACACCACCACCACCAACAACAACAACAAUAUCAAAUUAUUUUAUCAUCACAAGAAAAAGCGAAAUUAAAAGAAUGGAUACAAAAUCAAGCAAAAACAUUUCGUACAAAUUAUUUUUCAAAUAAUUCAUCAACAUCAAAUCUUGCAUUACAAAUUAUUGAACGUUUAGCAUCAGCUGUUGAUAUCUUACAUGUUGGAAAAGAUUCAAUUGAAAAUGGUAAAGCAUUACGUGAUAUAGCAAAUAUAAUUGCUAAAGGUGAUGUCUCACCAUUUGAAAUGGUACAUAGUGGUUUAAUAACAAAAUUAUAUCAAUAUUUAACAGAUGAUAUAUCAUUAGCAAAUGAUCGACCAGAAAGAUUAAAACAAUUUUUAAAUAUUUUUAUUAAUAUACCAUUAGAAAAUGAUGAAUUAGCUUUAAAACAAUAUAUUAUUGAACUUCAACAUGCACAAGUUAAUAAUGGAAAAACUUAUCAUCGAAAUGAAUCUAAUGUUUUAAGUCAUUUAAUUAAUAAAUUACAUGGAUGUAUUAAUCAACUUGAACAGUUUCCGAUUAGAGUAAAUGAUAUUGCUGGUCGACCUGCUCAUAGUUCUGCACUUCGUCUAAUUACAACUCAUCAAUUAAAAUGCAAUCUUAUUCGUCAUCCACAAUGUAAAAAUCUCAAACAAUGGAAUAGUGGUCCGGUGAAAAUAGAUCCACUUGCACUUGUAUCAGCAAUUGAAAAAUAUUUACUUUUACGUGGUAUAGCUAGUAGUACAAUUGAUGAUCCAACAAAUACAUUAGAUGAUGAAGAAAGUGAAGUAUCAAAUGAAUCGGAUACGGAAGAUGUUAUUAAUGUUUUAACACGUUCAUCAACAAUGAGAUUAGAAUUUUUAAUAAAUGAUCAUAUUAUUCCACAUAAUAUGACAAUUUAUCAAGCAGUUCGACUAUAUAGUAUUCCAACACAACGAACAGCUGAAAAUGAAUCUGAAACUGAUACAGAUGAAUCAAUAUUUUCUUCUUCUGCAAUAUGGACACGUGUACAUACAAUAAAUUAUCGUCAAGCAACAAAUUCUUCAUCAACAGUACCUGCUGUUAAUACUGCCAUUGGUGGUGCUAGUGCAACAACAUCAACAAAUCGUAUACGACGAACAACUCAUCCUCCAAAUUCAUCAAAAAAAACUAUUAAAACAUCAAAACGUUCAUCUAUUCCUCCGAUAAUCGAUGAAUUAUGGAUUAAUGGACAAUAUCCAAAAUCGAAAUCACUAUUAACAUUAGCACUUAAUGAAUCCGUUUCAUCAAUUUUAACAAUAAAUGAUUUAUCAUUAAAUGCAAUAUUUCUUUUACGUAUAUUAAAUGGUUUAAAUCUUUAUUGGUAUGAUUUAUAUUCUCAUACAAAUACAAUGUUAAAUCAUCAAAAUUCAAUAUUAACACUAACAUCAAAAAAUGAAUUUUAUUCAUCAAAAUUAACUUCAAAAGUUAAUAGACAAUUACAAGAUCCUGUUGUUAUUAUGAUGGGACAAAUACCUUCAUGGAUAACAGAAAUGGGUUAUUCAUGUUCAUUUUUAUUUCCAUUUGAAACUCGACAAAUGCUUUUUUAUCCAUGUGCCUUUGAUCGUGAACGUGCAAUGCAAAGACUUUUAGAUAGUUCAGAUAUUUUAACGCAACAACAUAAUAAUGAUCAAACAGAUAGACAAUCAAUAAUACCAAGAAUUGAAAGAAAAAAAGUACAAUUAUCAAGAGGAAAUAUACUUUCUGAAAUGGAAAAAAUUCUUGAUAAUUGGAAUUCAAAACAUUUUCUUGAAGUUCAAUAUGAAGAUGAAGUUGGUUUUGGUCUUGGACCAACACUUGAAGCAUAUUCUUUAUUAUCAAAAGAAUUACAGAGAAAUGGAUUGGAAUUAUGGAGAACUGAUAAAAUUUUUGAAUCAACAAAAGAUAAAGAUGUUCCACUUCCUGAAUAUGUUGAUAGUCGUAGUGGUCUUUAUCCUGCUCCACUUGGUCGUAAUGCUAAAGCAAGUGUUAUAACAAAAAUUCGUCAAAAAUAUAAAUUUCUUGGUAAAUUUAUGGCAAAAGCUUUGAUGGAUACGAGAAUGAUUGAUAUGUCAUUUAGUAUUGUUUUUUAUAAAUGGAUCUUAGGACAAGAAGAAACAUUAAAUCUUGAAGAUCUUGUUCAUAUUGAUAGAAAUCUUUAUGAACAAUUUAAAAAAUUACAAUCAAUUGUUCAUAUACGUGAUAAAUUAGUGUCACAAAAUCAUUUAAUAAAUAAAAUUCAUAAUAAAAAACGAUUAAAAUCAAAAGAUGAUUGUCAAUUAGAAAAUUCUCCAUGUUCAAAUGUAUUCGAUGAAAAUGAUGAAAGAUUAUAUCUUGAUGGAUGUAAAAUUGAUGAUUUAUCACUUGUAUUUACAUUACCUGGUCAUUCAAAUAUUGAAUUAAAAAAAGGUGGAAAAGAUUGUUUAGUUACAAUUUAUAAUCUUGAUCAAUAUAUUAAUUUGGUUGUUUAUUGGACAUUAGUUGAAGGUGUUCGACGUCAAUUUGAAUCAUUCCGUGAUGGUUUUAAUUCUAUAUUUCCUAUUCAUCAUUUAAAAUGUUUUUAUCCUGAUGAACUUCAUCAAGUAUUUUGCGGUAGUGGUUCAACUGAUUUAUGGGAUUUGAAAGUUUUACUUGAAUCGACACGUUGUGAUCAUGGAUAUAAUUUAAAUAGUCGUGCUGUUAAAUGGCUUUUUGAUAUAAUGAUUAAUUUUGAUAUUGAUGAACAACGAGCAUUUUUACAAUUUGUUACUGGUAGUCCACGGUUACCUGUUGGAGGUUUCCGAAUGUUACAUCCUCCAUUAACAAUUGUACGAAAAACAGCUGAAAAUAGUAGUGAUAAUAACAAUUCAGAUUCAUUUUUACCAAGUGUAAUGACCUGUGUCAACUAUCUCAAAUUGCCAGAUUAUUCAUCAAAAGAAAUAAUGAAAGCAAAAUUGACAACAGCAAUACGAGAUGGUCAAUAUGCAUUUUUACUUUCGUGA